GAGACAACAUAUGAUGGAGGACUGUAGCUACUAAACCGGGUGAGUGUUAGGUUGUAAGGCUCUGGAUUCGUAUCAUUAAUGAUAACCUUAAAGAAAGCAACAUUAGGAUAACAUAUUUUCGUCAGUGGAAGAAGAACUGUGCAGUUAUCCGGCUGUUCUCGGAGACAAAGCCUGAGACCGCGUCGCAUCCUCCGUUUUAUUGUUGCACCAGGCCCGCCCAUAAUCCACAGCAUCCCCGCUACAACAGACAAUAGACUGCACAUCACACCGGAGGUAGGCUCCUUUGGAAAGCCAGUGUCAAGUCAGCCUGAAGUUGUUUUAGCGGAUGAGUAAAUAACAAGAAGUUUGACAGCUCUGCCCUAGACAAUGCCCUUUGUUGUGUUUUUGAAUUUACACUAGUGCCACGGAUGCUAUAAAAUACACCUGUACUGAACAAACUCCAUCGUCCAUGAUGGACUUCCCAGGUCAUUUCCAGCAUAUUUUCAAGCAGCUCAACCACCAGCGCCUCCAUGCUCAGCUGUGUGAUUGUGUGGUGUUGGUUGGAGGUCAAAGCUUCCAGGCUCACCGCUCAAUCCUGGCAGCAUCAAGCUCCCACUUCAGGGCUCUCCUGAGCUCCAGUGACAGUGGGGAGGAGGUUGGAGCUGAUCCAGAUGCAGGGGGUAACCCCAGUGUGAUGCAACUAGAUCCAGAGGUGGUGACCCCUGAGGCCUUUUCAACCUUGCUGGAAAUGAUUUACACCUCCACCCUCUCUCCUGGGGCUUCCAAUGUGAUGGAUGUACUGCUGGCAGCAUCUCACCUGCACCUCAACACUGUCGUCAAGGCCUGCAAGCUCCAUCUGUCCAGGAAAAACUUUCCUGCAUCGCCUCCAAAAGGCUGGAGGUCAUUGCAACAGCAGCAGGCAGAGAGGUCGUCGUUGUUUCAACAGGCCACAUCUGUCAUGGAAGAGUACAUCAGUGACGAGGAAGUCGGGGUGGAGGUUAGUCAAUCUGGUGGAGUUGAUGACCAGCGGGUGAGGAGGAGAGAAGUCCUAAUUGCUGAACCGUUAUUGAGGAACAAGAGGAAAUCAAACAAUGACAGGCUUGUUGGCAGAAAGAGGUCCUGCACACUGCCUGAGGGAAACUAUAAGGAUUGUUCACCUACUGUAACCAGAAGCAACGUCAGUACAGAGGAGGGUGGAGAGGAGCUAGUGCCCCCAGACUGCCUGCAGACGAGGGAUGGUCUCUGGGAGAGCCGUGGCGAGGUGGAAAUGGAGGAGAAAUAUGAAGCAACCAAGGGAGAGAUAGAGGAGAUCCAGCUGCCAAGCCAGUCCGACAGCAGCACAAGAGGUGUAGGUGUGUGGGAUAUGGGAGUAGUUACAGAUGGAGACAAUGUGGUCAAAAUAAAGAUAGGAGAAGAAGGGGAGGAAGAUGGAGAGAAGCCGAAGAUUGCAAUGAUUGAGGUGAAAAAGGAGAGCUCAUACUCCCCAGAUUUACAAGACAAUUCUCCUCUAUCUCCACCACCAGGCUACACUGACAACUUGGAUGCACAACUAAAUGAGGAGAAAAUGGCCACAGCCUGCCCCACAGAGGCUGACGUUAGCUCUCUGCAAUCCCAGCUGUGCACAGAUCUUCAAACUGAUGCAGAAGCUAGAGAUCUGUGUGAGGAGUCAGUGGACGGUGAAGGCCUGGACAGCCUGUCAGAACUGGCCUUUUCCUGCUUCCUCAACCCCAGCAGUGACAGCGUGAUAGGGGCUUUGGAGGAAGAAGAUAGCCUAGCUAGCCUCACCGCUGCUGCUACAGCUGCUGCUGCCUCUUAUGCUCAAUCUGCUGAAGAACUAUGUCAAAACUCAGAGGAAUCCUCUCCUGCUCAGACCUCUGAUCCCUCACUUGUUUUUCCUAUGACGUCUGUCCCCUUGCAGCAGCUUCUCCCAACUCAGGGCCCUGGUUUCAGUGACACACUCAUCCUCCAGCCCACUCAGAACUCUUUAACAGGGUUCCUGAGUAGCAUCAAACCAAGCCUCAGUCUGGAAACCUCCCUCAUCCAACCUUCCAGGGUCGGGAAAAGCUCAGGCGCGACAACCUUCCGACGCAUUGCCCCCAAAGUGCUGCCUGGAUCAGAAGCUGAUGGUUCCUCUGGGUCCGCGGGGGAUGCUGCGGAGCGGCCACCUCUUACCAGAGCUUCUGAGGAUGUUCUAUCCAAGUGCAAGAAAGCGGCUGCUGAAGACCACGUGAUGUUAGUGGAAGGGGAGAAGAAAUACGCAUGCAAAAUCUGCUGUAAGACCUUCAUGAACCUGACUGACUGUAAGAAACAUAUUCGUGUCCACACGGGAGAAAAACCCUAUCCAUGUCCAAAGUGUGGCAAGCGCUUCAGCCAGUCGUCCCAUCUGUAUAAGCACUCCAAAAACACCUGCCUGAACUGGACGGAUGAUCAAUCAUUCCCUGAUACCCUGCUGUCAACUGCUCUUAACUGAAGGGUGUUUUCUGGUUUGCACAAAAAAAUCUAAAAUGCACUCUGCAAGGUUGAUUAUUUAUUACCCCAUUAACUUAUUUUAAUGUUAUGGUACAUGAAUUAAAAUUCAAUUAGCUAAUGUUUUCAACACUGUUGUGAUUUGUUAAAAACUUGAAACGUGAAAUGAAAUGGAUACAAAAUGUAGCCAAA
Molecule: messenger RNA, 2637 nt
Organism: Eleginops maclovinus (Patagonian blennie)
Lineage: Eukaryota; Metazoa; Chordata; Actinopteri; Perciformes; Eleginopidae
Product: zinc finger and BTB domain-containing protein 5-like
Exons: 1
Coding region: 449-2449 (666 amino acids)
Biological process (GO): regulation of transcription by RNA polymerase II
Cellular component (GO): nucleus
Molecular function (GO): protein binding; DNA-binding transcription factor activity, RNA polymerase II-specific
Source: RefSeq, a predicted model, not a curated record